Messenger RNA from Ambispora gerdemannii, 1602 nucleotides. NCBI's taxonomy places the organism in Eukaryota, Fungi, Glomeromycota, Glomeromycetes, Archaeosporales, Ambisporaceae. The record is from the annotation of a GenBank genome assembly.
AUGUCGAUAGCUUCAUCUAUCUUUUCUCACGCUCAAUCCGGCUGGCAAAGUGUGAUAUUGCUGUUACUCGUAACCUACAUAGCAUACUUCUACUAUAAAUACUACACGCGAGAAAAUCCUCUUCCAGGUCCGAUCCCGCUUCCACUUUUAGGAAACUUUCUCCAAAUAGGAUGGGACCUGCCACGAUGGGCAAACAAAGCACAAGCGAAAUACGGCGACGCUUGGGAAGUCUGGUUGGGAAGAGAACGCUCGAUUUUUCUCGGUCGUGCUGAUUUUGUGGAGAAAAUUUAUAAUCCAUCUACCAAAAAUAAUUUCACAAUGCGUACUGGACCGUCGGAAGGACUUGAUGAGUUUGGAUAUACGAACAAAGGGAUUAUUAUGAAUCGUGAGUCAUGGCAGUAUAAUCGCGGGUUGGUAAACCAGACUGUGACUGCUAAAUCAUAUCUAAAAGAAUUAGUGAAGGCGACUCAAGAAAACUUUAAAGAGACAGAAGGAUACUGGCGAAAGCUUGCUUCGCAUAAACCAUUAGAUUUUGCUGCGUGGUCAAUGUGUAUGGUCACUGAUGUGACAGUGAUAAUGAGUACUGGCAAGCCAGCGUAUCAAUGUGCAAUAUACUACAACUCCCUCGUCAGCGACAAAGCCAAAAUUCAACAUCCGCAAUCCGUCUUUAAAUUUGAAGGUGACUUUGUCGAAGCAAUAACGACCUGGUUUUACGCAGUACAAUUCUCUUACUUUUUCCCGAAAUGGAUUCGUCAUUAUGUUCCUGUUUUCAAAUCUUACCAAGAUAAAUUCAUGAAAAAUUCAAAGUGGAUGCUGUCUACAUUGCUGGAAAUCAUUAAAGAGCGGCGACAAGAGAUUGAAUGUGCUCCACCUCAUGUACAAUUGCCAGCCAAUGUUUUGACAUUAUUGUUAACGACAAAUACGCCUCGAGAUAUGACUAAAGUAUCUACUAUAAAUUCGAUCGACCGACCAAUGAAUGAUGCAGAAAUAGCAGAGAAUCUGGUUGAAGUUUUCGCUGCUGGCAUUGAUACGACUGCCAAUUCUCUGACAUUCAUGAUUUGGAACAUGUGCAAAUAUCCACACGCUAAACAACGUUUACUCGAAGAAAUGGCCGAAGUAUUCGGUCCAAAUUUACAGAACCGAGAAAUCACCCAAGAAAGUCUCGAAAAACUCAUCUACUUUGAUGCAUUCAUCAAAGAAACCGCCAGACUAACUCCAGUCGUACCAGCACUUGUAAAAACAGCGCAAAAAGAUGACGAAAUAGUCGGUUUUCGAUGGAAAGCUGGCACUCAGUUUUAUACAAAUAUUCACGGAAUUCACCUGAAUCCUGCUCACUGGGACAACCCCCAAGAAUUCGAUCCAGAUCGAUUUUUGAAGAUUGAAUCUUCGAAAACAAAGAAUGCAUUGUUGCAGUUUGGUGGCGGAUUGAGAAUUUGUCCGGGGCGACAGAUGGCAAUAUUAGAGCUGAAGACUUUGUUGGUUUGUCUAUUGAGAAAGUAUGAGAUAGAAUUGGAAGAUAGCCGAGGCGAAUUGCAGUAUAGUUUCGGAAUGAUUAAUCAUUGCGAUAAUCUAAAUGUGUUUAUUCGUCCAAAAGCCUUCUAA